Pseudoliparis swirei is the source of this 3415-nucleotide messenger RNA. It is a transcript of the gene agps, whose product is annotated as alkylglycerone phosphate synthase. The record is from RefSeq and is a predicted model, not a curated record. Gene Ontology annotation, biological process: lipid biosynthetic process. Bases 31 to 1935 code for a protein of 634 amino acids. Gene Ontology annotation, molecular function: FAD binding; alkylglycerone-phosphate synthase activity. The transcript has 20 exons. NCBI's taxonomy places the organism in Eukaryota, Metazoa, Chordata, Actinopteri, Perciformes, Liparidae.
GCUCCCUCCCUUCACAAACACGGAAGCAGCAUGGCGUCCAACAGCAGCGGCGGCGGCGGCUCCGACAGGCAACGGAUUGCCCAGCAAAGACUGAGAAUAAUUGCUGGGCAUUUACGGAGACCGGUGGACGUUGACUCGACCAUCCUGGCCGCAGAGUGCAAAGCCCAGGACUCCAAGACAGACGUCUCCAGUGAGGGGAGGACGGUGCCGAGGAGGAGGCAGGAGAUUAUGAAAUGGAAUGGCUGGGGAUACAGCGAUACAAAAUUCAUCUUCAAUAAGAAAGGGCAUGCAGAAUUUACCGGCAAAAGGUAUAAACUAAGUGGUAUGGUCAUGCCUGCUCUAAAAGAUUGGCUGGAAGACACUUUUGGAAGCAAUUUGCAGCAUAAAUCUCCAGCAGCACCCAUUCUGACAAGCGGUGCUGUGCAGCCUCCCACUCUAAACGAGGCCUUUGUGGAGGAACUGAAAUCCACGGGUAUUCCCUUCUCUCAUGAUGCAGAAGACCGGGUGUUUCGGGCCCACGGCCAUUGCUUACAUGAGAUCUUUGCUUUGCGAGAGGGGAAAGUUGGUCGUGUUCCAGAUCUGGUGGUAUGGCCAAACUGCCACAACGAUGUCGUGAGGAUUGUGGAACUCGCGUGCAAACAUAACGUUUGUUUGAUACCAUAUGGAGGAGGGACGAGUGUCUCCAGUGGCCUAGAGUGCCCCCCAGAGGAAACUCGUUCCAUUGUCUCUCUGGAUACCUCACAGAUGAACCGCAUCCUGUGGAUUGACGAGAAAAAUUUAACUGCCCAUAUAGAAGCUGGCAUCGUCGGUCAGGAUUUGGAGAGGCUGCUUAAUGAGAGCGGCUACUGUACAGGUCAUGAGCCAGACUCCAUGGAGUUCAGCUCCCUGGGGGGCUGGGUAGCCACCAGAGCAUCAGGCAUGAAGAAGAACAGCUACGGCAACAUUGAGGACCUGGUCAUCCGUGUAAAGAUGGUGACCCCCCAGGGGGUGAUUGAAAAGAGCUGUCUGGGCCCACGCAUAUCCACAGGGCCAGACAUUCACCACUUCAUCAUGGGCUCAGAAGGAACCCUGGGCGUGGUUACUGAGGUGACGAUGAAGAUUCGUCCCAUGCCGGAGUAUCAGAAAUACGGCUCGGUGGUCUUCCCUAAUUUUGAGCAGGGAGUUGCCUGUCUCCGAGAGGUUGCCAAGCAGAGGUGUGCCCCAGCAUCGAUACGACUCAUGGAUAAUGAACAAUUUAAAUUUGGUCAUGCCCUGAAGCCUCAAGUGUCUUCAAUGUUCACAUCCUUUCUGGAGGGGUUGAAGACAUUUUACAUCACCAAGUUCAAAGGGUUCGACACCAACUGCUUGUGUGUGGCCACCCUACUGUUUGAGGGAAACCGUGAGAAGGUCCUGCAGCACGAGAAGCAGGUGUAUGACAUCGCUGCAAAAUUCGGGGGGCUGGCAGCUGGAGAGGACAAUGGGCAGAGGGGCUACAUGUUGACCUUCAUCAUCGCUUACCUCCGGGACUUUGGGAUGGACUACUACGUAAUCGCGGAGUCCUUUGAAACCUCUGUGCCCUGGGACAGGGUGUUGGACGUUUGCCGGAAUGUAAAGGCACGCGUCGUUCAAGAGUGUAAAGACAAAGGAGUGCAGUUUCAACCAUUAGUCUCGUGCAGGGUGACUCAGACUUAUGAUGCCGGUGCCUGCGUCUACUUCUACUUUGCCUUCAACUACAGGGGACUCAGUGACCCAGUACACGUAUUUGAAGAAAUAGAGCAUGCAGCAAGAGAAGAGAUUCUUUCCAAUGGAGGGAGCUUGUCACAUCACCAUGGAGUGGGGAAACUUCGGAAGGAAUGGAUGAGAGAGACCAUCUCCGAUGUCGGCAUGGGGAUGCUGAAGUCUGUCAAGGACUACGUGGACCCCAAUAACAUCUUCGGCAACAGGAACCUCCUCUAAUUUUCCUGCUCACCUUCAUCCCACCUUUUUUUCUAAAAAAGCAUAUUGUGCAUUUUGGAUUAAUAGAUACUUAAUGUGAAUUUCAAAUGGACAGAUGUUGUCAUUUGGUGCCAUAUAUUAAUUCACCCAAACCUUGUCUUUGACUUUAUAUUGCACUUAAUAUGCUGUAACAAUCAUUGUCACUCACGGUGCAGCUCAUCUUUCGCAGCCUCCGCUUAUUGGAGCUACGGCCAUGAUGCAACAAAACCUUGAUUUUUUUUUUUCCUUAUUAUUCUCACGUUUAACAAUUUUUUCAUACAUGUAACCAUUUCCUAAAUAUUCUUGCCAACAUGGUUAAUUCAUCUGUUAUUUUUGUCAUACUUUCCACUGUCUCUAGUGGUGAGUUGUAGAUGAAUGUGCUUUGUGCCUUUUCUAAAGUGUAUGUCUGCGUUCCCUGACUACUAAAUACUCUGCUGGUGUCCAGGGAGUGGAGCAACAUUAACUUGGACAUGCAGUUUUCUUUGUCUUCAUCUUUUCUUGCCCUCAUGCUUUGGUUGUACUUGCCAUAAGAGACUUUGCAUGCGUGCACGUGCGUGCAUGUGUCCGGUGUCAAAGCCUCCCUCUGCCUCCCAACAUUUGAACAAGAACCUCCCCCCCCCCCCCCCACCCCUCCUACAAGUACAGUCUGAUUACAAAGAGAUAUUUCGUGUGUGUUUUUUUUUUUUUACUGAAAGAGUUUACUUUGCAUGAUAAGUUACUAAGAAAGUGAAGUCAGGGAGAGAAGAACAAAUCCAUCAGGCCUGCUUCAAUGUCACCGCGUUUGCAUUUCAAGGCCCGGUGCUCCCGUUGUACCAAAGACUCGACAUAUAAGAACAUGCAAACGCACCGGAAACAUAUGUUUGACUAUGUGAGCCUCACACAUAAUUUAGUAACUACAUGCACAGCUAAAAUAUAUUUUUUAAUCAGCAUUAUGCAAAGAUGACCGUUCUGAGAGCUGUACAAUGUAUAUAUGUGUCUGUAGCAUGUGCUAAAACUUUCUACAUCAUGUGUCUUGUGACACUGAAUUUAAUGAAUUGAUUCCAUCAAUUUGCUAAGAAAUUCCUCCUAAAAUAGUUUCCUUUGUUAUCUGUAUACUCUAAUAGAUUUUUUUUUUAACGGUUACUGCAAUUAAAUACCAGACCUAAACCAUUUGUCACUGCUAACCAUUGAUUUUAAGGCAAAGUGAAGCUAUUUGCUGACGAAUCUUGCCUUUUUUUCUGAUCUGUGCUUCAUAUUUUCCUGAACCACCGUGUCCUUUUAACUCUGAAUAUUUCCCCAAAUAUAAGGACUCGUUAGUGACCCGUCGUCUGAUAUAUUAUCUCCACGUCAAACGACCGACGUGUAAGAGCUUUUGAAUCUUAUGGAUGUACCUUUUUGUUAUUUUCCACUCUUAACAACGGCGUAACAUCAGAGUACAUUUUGUCAAAGCUGUUUGUGCAAUAAAUUGAACUAAAACAUCUAA